AUGGUUUUAGGUGAUUUCCGUAGAUUUGAUGUAUAUUCAAAGCCUUUGGAAGACUUUAGGGUCAAAACAUCGUUUGGAGGCUUGGGUGAGUUGGAGGUUUUGUUAAUUGCUUUUCGAUUAUAGGCUGUUAAAAUUGCAAGCAAUGAAUUAAAGAUGUAAAAAUGAAUGAAUAAUGUUAUAAAAGAAGCCAUGUUUAAAAAUUGAUGUUUAACUUUAGUUAUUUCGAUUUCAUCACACUAUAUCGGAUUAUAACAUUGAUAACAAAAUUUGCCUAUUUUUAACCCAAAGGCUUUACGUUCUGCUUUGAGUUAUAUAUCAAUCGAAAGUAGAUUAAAAAUACUUUCUAACGAUUUGCUGAACAGAGUUUUGAAUUAUGAUUAAACUUCAAAAUAUUAAUAUUUAGGUAACACAUUUUAUUUUUAGUGUCACUAGUUAGUUUCGCUGUGAUAUUCCUGUUGUUCCUCAGCGAAACGUUGUCGUACUUUGCAGUAAAAAUAGCAGAAGAGCUUUAUGUUGAUUCUACAAGUGCAGAUCUUCGAGUAGAUAUCCAUUUUGAUAUUACUUUUCCCAAACUACCAUGUGCCUUCCUGACGAUAGAUGUUAUGGAUGUUGGUGGAGCGAACCAGCAUGAUGUUAAAGACGACAUUUUUAAACUACGGAUAGAUAAGGACGGGUAUAACAUUACUGGUGCUGCUCCUAUCAAACAGGGUAAGGAAUUCUUUGUUUUUGUAGGCUUAUUCAAUAUUAUACUUGAGUUUUAAUGGUUUUAGCUAUUUUUGGGUAUAUUUUAGUGAAUUUUCAAAGUAUACAGAAACUUUUUAAAAAUAUAUGUACUAAAUUAUUUAUUUUAGGUAUAAAUGUUAAUGGGACAAAAGAAACAGGUGUGGCAACAAAGGAACCCUUAUGUGGAAGUUGUUAUGGCGCGGCUGAUGGGUAUGUUAAUUUUUUCUUUUUAUUUUGAAGUUUUAGGUGCUGUAACACAUGUGAAGAUGUCAAACAAGCCUAUGAAGUUAGGGGAUGGACUAUCGAAGAUAUCACGACGAUAGAGCAAUGUAAAAACGAUGAAUUUGUUCAAGAAAUGAGGAAACACAAAGAUGAAGGGUGUAGGAUAUAUGGGCAUGUGGAUGUGGCUAAGGUAUGAUUUUUGUUACUUUUUUAUGUGUUUAGAGACAUAUGUGGACUGUUUGGUUUAUUUUUGUUGUUUUAGGUUGAAGGAAACUUUCAUAUCGCUCCAGGCGCUUCUGUUUCAGCUCAUCGGACUCAUUGUAAGCCUAUUUUUCUUACUUUUACCUUGGUUUUUAGAUAAAUUAAAACAAAUAGCUAAAAACAACGUUUUUCAGUCCAUGAUCUUCACUCAAUGUCAGCCGGCUCCUUUGACACAACCCACAAGAUCAACAAUUUGUCAUUUGGCAAGCCAUAUCCAGGCAAACAUUACCCACUGAACGGCCUGACAUUUCAAAGUCAUAAAGGUGGAAUAAUGCACCAGUACUUUGUCAAAGUGGUACCAACAAUGUUUGUAUAUGGAGUGACAAAUCCAGGCAUCGAAGAGUACAGUUAUCAGUUCAGUGUAACAAGAAAUGUCAAGGAUAUCACAGCUGGACAGUCUGGUCUGCCUGGAUUGUUUGUUCAAUAUUCUUUUUCGCCUUUAAUGGUCAAGUAUGAGGAGAGGAAACAGUAGGUUUAUCUUAAUUUUUGGGGUGCGCAUGGGGUUUUUUAAGGAAUGGGGGUGGAUUUUUGAAAAACUUAAAAUUUGUUUUUAAAAUUUGAAAUUCGGCUAAAACAGCCAUUACCCACAAACUAAUACCCAAAACCUGAUCCCUUCAGAGCCCUGUCCCAAUUCUUGGUAUCUUUAUGUGCAAUUAUCGGCGGUGUGUAUACGGUGGCGUCUCUGGUCGAUUCGCUUAUUUAUUCAUCAACUCGGGUGCUCAGGAAAAUGACCUAA
Molecule: messenger RNA, 1942 nt
Organism: Bursaphelenchus okinawaensis
Lineage: Eukaryota; Metazoa; Nematoda; Chromadorea; Rhabditida; Aphelenchoididae
Source: the annotation of a GenBank genome assembly